Molecule: messenger RNA, 1104 nt
Organism: Grus americana (Whooping crane)
Lineage: Eukaryota; Metazoa; Chordata; Aves; Gruiformes; Gruidae
Gene: POLR1F
Product: RNA polymerase I subunit F
Exons: 4
Coding region: 69-1040 (323 amino acids)
Biological process (GO): DNA-templated transcription; DNA-templated transcription initiation
Cellular component (GO): RNA polymerase I complex
Source: RefSeq, a predicted model, not a curated record
CGCGGCGCGCCGCGGCGUGUUGAAUCUGUGCUGCUGCCCGCGCGGCCCAGCUGGUGCUCGCUCGCAGCAUGGCCGUGGCGGGGGAGCCGCCGCCGCUCGCCCCCGCGCUGCCCGCCGCCGCCAUCCCCUCCUUCGCUGUGGCCCGCGGCCUGGUGGGGCGCCGCUACUCGUGCCUGGUGGUGGCGCCGCACCGCAGGCACGUCGCGUUGGCGCCGCGCUACCUGGGCCGCAAGCGCACCGGCAUCCGCGCCCAGCUCGACGCCGAGCUCCUGCGCUACUCGGAAAGCCUUCAGGGUGUGCCGGUGGCUUACGACAACAUCAAAGUGGUGGGUGAGCUCGGGGACAUUUAUGACGACCAAGGAUUCAUCCACCUGAACAUCGAGGCGGAUUUCGUCAUCUUCAGUCCCAAAAAAGGGAAGAAACUGGUGGGUGUAAUUAAUAAAGUGGCCCCUAGUCAUAUUGGCUGCCUGAUACAUGGAUGCUUCAAUGCUUCUAUCCCUAAACCUGAACAAAUGUCGAUUGUACAGUGGCAAGAGCUGGGGUUAAAAAUAGGGGAUGAACUGAAAUUUCAAGUAUUGCACUUGGAUUCUGAUGCAGCUGGAGUGUUCUUCAUUCGAGGAGGACUCACUAAAAGCAGCAUGCAGCCCAAACAAUCUGAGGCCGUCACUGGCAGUGCAAAUGCAGAUGAAAUUCAAAAGCUUGACCACCCGGAAAAUGGCUUGAAUGACUCUGGGGGAGAUAAUGUUGCAGAGCAGCCUUUAGGUGAGACGGAUAACACUGGGAGAGAAAAUGCAGAAGAGCAAAGUGUUGAUCCUGUGAAUGGAUUAUGUGGUGAUGAUGAUAAAAGCAAGAAGAAGAAGAAAAAGAAAAAGCAUAAGGAAGAACAACAGGAACAUGCAUUGCCUACCAGUGACUCCAGUGGUUACCAAAGUGACCAUAAAAAGUCAAAGAAAAAGAAAAGAAAGCAUUGCGAUGAAGUUGAAGACAGUGAAUUAUCUCAGCUGUCACAAGAACCCAAAGCUAAAAAGAAAAGGGACUAAGGUCUGAAGUGCCUUUCCUGAAUAAGAUUUCAGACGUUUUUUAUAAGCUUCCAAUAAAAUCCUG